AUGCAGGUCGAUGUGGCCGAUGUUCUUCCCCCGCCGCGCUGGACGAUGAGCGUGGCACUCAGUCGCAAACGCUCGCGUCUCGGGGUGGAUGACGACGAGGAAGAGGAACAGCAGCGCAGAGAGCCGUCGCCUGCUUUCAGCGACACGUUGAAGCGCUCGAAGACGCAGUGUGAAUUGGAAGAGCUGGAUGUUAUUGGCGCAAGUGAGGCGUGGGGCGUGGACGUCGAUUCAAUUCUUGCCAGUCGACGCAUCAUGAAGCCGGGUUUUGAGGCGCAUGAUAAUUGGGCGAGGUACAGGCGAGAAGAGUCGAUUGUGGUGCUUUGUGUGCAGGGGAAUGUGUUGGUACAUUAUGAGUUGUUGUGCGCGAUGUUACCGGAUCUUUACAACGUCUCGCCGUUACUGCAAGCUUUCGUCCUCUGCCACGAUCCGGCUACGCACGAGCUUCCUCCAAAGGCGCCGUUUUCGCUGCCCUUGAUACAAGCAGUCGAGCCGUCGAACAACCACUUCGUACGUCUGGGUCUUCUGCAUCCACUGGGCGGAGGAAAGUUCCCGUUGGAUGCGCUGGUUGUGCUGGACCAACACGGACGACGGAGACUAGUUUUGCCGUUUGGCUGGGGCGCUGGCAAACACGCUGGCACGCCAGCUGGUCGGGGCAUACAGACGCGGUUGAUGGAGCUGUUGAGACACUGCGUGGAGACAUUGGAGCGCGAGCGAUGA
Parastagonospora nodorum SN15 is the source of this 717-nucleotide messenger RNA. RefSeq lists its product as hypothetical. NCBI's taxonomy places the organism in Eukaryota, Fungi, Ascomycota, Dothideomycetes, Pleosporales, Phaeosphaeriaceae. Bases 1 to 717 code for a protein of 238 amino acids. The record is from RefSeq and is a predicted model, not a curated record. The transcript has 2 exons.